Molecule: messenger RNA, 555 nt
Organism: Lonchura striata (white-rumped munia)
Lineage: Eukaryota; Metazoa; Chordata; Aves; Passeriformes; Estrildidae
Source: RefSeq, a predicted model, not a curated record
AUGAAGAGAUUUGCUGCAGUCCUCAUUUGCCUGGGAGUCUUUUGGGCUCAGACUUCUGCUUUGAACACCUUCACCCUGCGAGAUCCCAUCAGCAACUAUGUCACUGGGACCAUGACCAUCCACAGCGAGGAGCACAUCGUCGACGUGCACGUCCGCUCUGGCGUCUACUCCUCUGACACCAUUUUUGACUACACACACGGCUAUAUUGCCACCAAGCUGUUUUCACGGAAUGCCUGCUUUAUCAUGAAAAUAAAGAAGGAUAUAAUCCCAGAUAUGGAAGAGAUUGGACGUCUGGCUUUUGAGAGACAGACCAUGAGGGAUGUAUACUCUCCGAAUAACGUGUGGGCCCAGUUCCAACCUGGCACUUCCAGGCUGGGGCAUUUUAGAGACUGGAUUCUCUAUGGGAAGCACAUUGAAAAUCUCUGCACGGGGCUGCCUCUCUACGAGCUGGUGGCCACUGAACCACCAACAGAUCCUGAUGGCUGUGCCAGUGCCGGCAUUCCAAGCAUUUUGGGCCUUAAAAUCUGUGAAGAACUCAUUGCAACGGAAUAUUGA